AUUACUAUUGGUGUAUAUAGCAAUGAGCCCCAACGUUUGAGAACAUUAUACCACUGACAGCCACCAUGUCACAGAGGAUGGUUCUAUGUUAUGGUGUUGUUUUGCUGCUUUUCAGCAUUUUAACAACAUCACUGUCGGAGGAUUCCUGUAAUGGUCAGACCGGUCCAGCGGGGUUGACUAUAUGUCAACAUGAUACAGACACUGGAAAACUCGGUUGGUUCUCUUGCGUUUCCAAUUCCUACAUCAAGCUGAAGACGAAAGGCAUGGAGCAGUGUACGAUGGGCUAUGACUACUGUCUGUACGGGUGUACCAGUGAAGAAGUGCAGACACAUUUCUGCGAGUGCAGUGCACCGACUGAAUAUACGCCAGCCGAUUCCGCAAUACCCGCGUGGUGUUUUGAUCCCGAUGGUAGAAACUGCAUCUGGUACAGAGAGUGUUUGGAUCAGAAACAUCCAUGUGAGGAUGCAGACAACGGAUACGCUUUGUCAUAUGGGGAACAUUUUUGCUCCCUCUAUACAUCAAACGUUGAGAACUCAAAAUUCAGCCAAAAUGCGGUGGAGUGGAUCGAUGAUGUACGGCGCUGCCUCCAGGUCGCACUGGUUCCGUUAAUCCGACCGUGGCAGACAGUGACUUGUGGAGACAUCAAGCGUGUUGCGUUUGACUCUCACGCUGGGUGUUACACAUCACCCGCACAAGGUGCACCUUCAAUUUGCUCACUUGGAGCCCGGGACUGGCUAGCCAUCUUCUGGACGAUCAAGGGGAGCUUCGUCUCAGCAACGGCAGAAACUCUCAAAGAAAUGGUCCAAGUGGCAGGCAAAUGUUCUUGGGACUAUGGGUCGGAAAUGCUCUCAUCUGCUUCACUUAAAAUCCGAAUCAUCUUUGACUGGUUUGGUGGAAAUGGCGAUGAAAUCGCAAAGGAAGUCGGUGAUAAAAUUGCACUUCUACAUGGUUGGGAUGACCGCACUCUUAUUUGGUUUGCAUAUGUUCCUCCAGGCACUGAUACCACUGAUGGAAUUGAUGUAAUUAUCAUGAUCGCUGAUAAACUCACCCUUGAACUUACGAGUGCUCCCGAUGCCCCCAUUGUCAACCUCACUAUGACAACCCAACACCUUGUCGACAGUGUUAGAGAAGGAGAGUUAACAGAGCUUGAGCUCAACAUGGGUAAUGUCACAAUAUCUUCAUCAAUAUCCAUGUGUGUUAACCCUAGCUGCACAGAUGAUGGAAACUCAUCUCAAGGGCUCCGUAUGAACCCCCUUAACUACUUCUUGUCUGCGAUUACAACACUUGCAGUCAUAAUGAGCCGUGGUACACUGAUCUGAUUCAUUGAAUUGUCAUCUACUUGAGGGUUAAGGCCAAGUCACACUGCAGCGAUUUAUAACGAAAACGAUAACAAUCACGACGCAAAGAGAAUGCAUUCUAUUGGUUGAAAUGCUCCAUGCAGAAUACGCCCAUGCUCAUUCACGAGGGCGUGCAUUACUAACUUUUUUGUUGUCGUUUUCGUUAUCGAGGCCUACAUAUACAUGUGACUGGGCUUUAGUCUUGGUGAGUUGGUGACACCCUUGGGCCUACAUACGUAUGUCAUGACUAUUCCAUCGAUAGAGGGCUGUUUCUGGAAGCCACGAACCCAUUAGAAAGUUGUUUUGAGUGUGAUGUUGUGGUGAAGUUUUUUGCGCGUCGCGGAGUGGGGGAUCCUGAUAGUUGAGUGAUAAUGAACAACAAUGCCUUGCACCAAGACUACUUGGGAAAAAUAAAAAACAACAUCGCAUGCAUAAUUUUAGUCUGAAAGUUACUUACUAUGAAGUUAAUACUACAACCAAUUUUUCUGUGAAAUAUUUCCCUCGAAAAUGAAGUCAUAUAAAAGACAAACUAUAACAGCUGACCAAGUUUUAAAGACAGUGGACACUAUUGGUAAUAUUGUCAAAGACCAGUCCUCCCACUUUGUAUAUCUAAACAUAUGC
Messenger RNA from Asterias rubens (European starfish), 1958 nucleotides. RefSeq lists its product as uncharacterized. Bases 66 to 1319 code for a protein of 417 amino acids. NCBI's taxonomy places the organism in Eukaryota, Metazoa, Echinodermata, Asteroidea, Forcipulatida, Asteriidae. The transcript has a single exon. The record is from RefSeq and is a predicted model, not a curated record.